UCUGGCACACAUUUACUUCCAUUGAAAAGAGAUGUAGACCUAAACUUCAUGUGUCCUUGUGAUUUGCAUCAAGUCCCUUCUUCCUGGCACUCGAAAAAUGUAAACAGCAUGUGGCACCUAGUACAGUCUUUGGCGCAACAAGUGUAACUGUCUCUUAUUGUUUGAGUAAUUACUUGGGUGAGGUUGGUGCAACUCACAGUAGCGGAAAUGUAACUCCAAUUCAUUUCUUCAUUGCAUCUUAUUACGGCUGGAAACAAUGAUGAUUCUGUUAAAUUCUUCACAAAAGAGUAAAUCAGUAUGCUGGAGAAAUGCUUCAGGGAAUACAUUCACAGUGCGAAUAUAACUGACUCACAUAGAGAUCCCAGAGACUAUACAAUUUAUGCAAUGUAAUCGCAGAUGACUGCUAGAACGAUCUUUGGCGCAACAGUUGAAGUACUGCCUCUUAUUUUUGUAACGUUGGAGUACAGAGGCGGGACUGACGAAGAAAUUGAAGCAUUGACCUAUAAAGCCAGUACACGGAGCUUAUCGCAUCUCAUUAUGGCGACAAACAAGGAUGAUUUGCCUGAUCGCUUCAUGCAGGAGUACGCAAAAAUACGAGAUAGAUGCUUCAGUGAUUGCAAACACUCCACAAGAUUGUAUUCGGAGCUAACCCCCUUAGAGGUUUGGUGUAUAAAAUACUGCAUAGUAAAUCGAUUCCGGGAAGUAGUGAAGGCAAAAACCAAAAAAUCUGGAAAAUUAGAUAAUUAA
This is a messenger RNA of Schistocerca nitens (vagrant locust), 747 nucleotides long. RefSeq lists its product as uncharacterized. The record is from RefSeq and is a predicted model, not a curated record. The transcript has 5 exons. Bases 397 to 747 code for a protein of 116 amino acids. Lineage: Eukaryota; Metazoa; Arthropoda; Insecta; Orthoptera; Acrididae.